UCGCGCUGCCUUUUAAAGCAAACGGACACAGUAUGUCACUCCCCACUCGGCCAGAGGACGGGACACGGUGAGGAGCUACUGUGUCGCUCAUUUUAUCCCCCUCUCCUGUCGUCAUCCCCAUUGUCCUUGUCGUUUAGUUGCCUUGUCAUAGUUCGUCUCUACGGUUAGCUAGUUUCAGUCAUGUAUCGGUAUUUCGGGGAGCUGCUGAGCCGCUCUGCGGGCAGUGCCCUGGCCUCGGGGUGCGUUGAUUCCGCUCUCCCUGCUUCCUCGUCCCUGAUGAGGGUCCGUCGCUAUGCCGACGCGGCGGACAAGCCCGACGACCCCAAUUUCUUCAAGAUGGUCGAGGGCUUCUUUGACCGCGGCGUCAGCAUCGUGGAGGACAAGCUGGUGGAAGAUCUGAAGACCAGGGAGACCCCCGAGCAGAAGAGGAACCGUGUGCGGGGCAUCCUGCGCAUCAUCAAGCCAUGUAACCACGUCCUGAGCGUGUCUUUCCCCAUCAGGAGGGAUAACGGAGAGUGGGAGGUGGUGGAGGGCUACCGCGCCCAGCACAGCCAGCACAGGACACCCUGCAAAGGGGGUAUCCGUUAUAGCACAGAUGUGUCUGUGGAUGAGGUGAAAGCCCUGGCUUCUCUGAUGACCUACAAGUGUGCUGUUGUUGAUGUGCCAUUUGGGGGAGCCAAAGCUGGAGUCAAGAUCAACCCCAGGAAUUACUCUGAUAAUGAGCUGGAGAAGAUUACCAGGAGAUUCACUAUCGAGCUGGCCAAGAAGGGUUUUAUUGGACCUGGCAUCGAUGUCCCGGCCCCAGACAUGAGCACAGGAGAGAGGGAAAUGUCCUGGAUCGCCGACACAUACGCCAACACCAUUGCACACACUGACAUCAACGCCCAUGCAUGUGUGACAGGAAAGCCCAUCAGCCAGGGAGGAAUCCACGGACGUAUCUCAGCCACCGGUCGUGGAGUUUUCCACGGCAUCGAGAACUUCAUCAAUGAAGCGUCCUACAUGAGCAUGCUGGGCCUGACACCUGGAUUUCAGGACAAGACCUUCAUCAUUCAGGGCUUUGGUAAUGUGGGUCUCCACUCCAUGAGGUACCUGCACAGGUUUGGGGCCAAGUGUGUGGGCAUCGGUGAGAUUGAUGGAGCCAUCUACAACCCAGAGGGCAUCGACCCCAAACAGCUGGAGGACUACAAACUGGAACACGGCACCAUCGUGGGCUUCCCAGGAGCCAAACCCUAUGACGGAAACAUUCUGGAAGCCGACUGCCACAUCCUGAUCCCUGCCGCCGGAGAGAAGCAGCUCACACGUGUUAACGCCCCCAGGAUCAAGGCUAAGAUCAUUGCUGAGGGUGCCAACGGUCCCACCACCCCAGAUGCUGACAAAAUCUUCCUGGAGAACAACGUCAUGGUUAUUCCUGACAUGUACCUGAAUGCUGGCGGUGUGACAGUGUCUUAUUUCGAGUGGCUGAAGAAUCUCAACCACGUCAGCUACGGAAGAUUGACCUUCAAAUAUGAGAGGGACUCAAACUACCACCUGCUCAUGUCUGUGCAAGAAAGUUUAGAGAGGAAGUUUGGCAAGCAGGGGGGACCCAUCCCCAUCGUACCCACUGCGGACUUCCAGGCCAGAGUCGCUGGUGCCUCUGAGAAAGAUAUCGUUCACUCUGGGUUGGCCUACACCAUGGAGAGAUCCGCCCGGCAAAUCAUGCGCACAGCAAGCAAGUACAACCUGGGUCUGGACCUUCGGACGGCCGCCUACGUCAACGCCAUUGAGAAGGUCUUCAAAGUGUACAACGAGGCGGGGCUCACCUUCACAUAAAUGGCCGAUCACGACCCGUACCUCCUCUCCCUCCCCCUUGACCCUUCUGCUUUUGAUCACCCUCUCUUGCAUUCAUCCACCCGCAAAAUAGCCUUCAGAACAUAUCACUGUUUACCGCUGCUCUGUAGCUCUACAACAAACACGCACACACACACACACACACACACACACACACACACACACACACACACGCGCGCGCGUGCGUGCACGCACAGAGAGCGAGACUUGGCUAGCCUGGUAUUUAUCCUGUGAUCUUUGUGCUGCCAUUUUACCGUAUCUGCAUCUCUAUAAAUGUUGCCCUAGUCUUGUUUUUGCCUGAGGAUAAACUGAGAAAAAGCAGAUCGUAAGAGAGGUUGAAAAACCCUCAUAUACACCUUCAUGAUAUUAUCUGGCAGCCAUUUUUCUGAGCGCCUAUUUUGUCAUUGCUGAAUGCAUGUGACCCCCCCCCGCUGUGACUGUUUCAGUUGACAGCGCUACAGAUGCCUUAUUUCAGAGAGGUCUGCUCUAAAAGGGAGAUAGCCACCAACAUUUAACUUUAAUGAAAAGGGAUUUAGAAGUUACAUAACUUGAAUGAAUGAAAGAGAAUAGUAAUUUUAUUACACUUGAGUUUUUCCUCAUCAGGCCUGAAGGCUAAUAAGUUGCCAAGGUUUAGCAAUCCCAACAAGGAUUUCGUUUUUUCAUAGUUAAGUUUUACUGUUCAAAACUGCUCUCCCUCUUCUCAUCCCAUCCAUUUUUUGCGUGCUUUCCCAUUGCUUUACAUUAAGUAUUAGAAGCCGCUUCUCCCGAACUCCUCUGCUGGCCAAGAAAGGGGGGCAGGGAGGGCGUGAGGUGUCACUGUGACAGCCCGUCCCCAGGUUAAAUUUUCCUCAGUUUUAAUCGUCCACUUCCUCAAUAUCGAAAUUAUUUUGGAGGAAAUUACUUUUUAUUUUUAUUUUAUUCAUUUUAUGAAAACCAAUAAAUGUUGAGAAGAAGA
This is a messenger RNA of Plectropomus leopardus (leopard coralgrouper), 2782 nucleotides long. RefSeq names its product glutamate dehydrogenase 1b (gene glud1b). Lineage: Eukaryota; Metazoa; Chordata; Actinopteri; Perciformes; Serranidae. Gene Ontology annotation, cellular component: mitochondrion. Gene Ontology annotation, biological process: L-glutamate catabolic process. Gene Ontology annotation, molecular function: L-glutamate dehydrogenase (NAD+) activity. The record is from RefSeq and is a predicted model, not a curated record.